Scleropages formosus (Asian bonytongue) is the source of this 837-nucleotide messenger RNA. RefSeq names its product HemK methyltransferase 2, ETF1 glutamine and histone H4 lysine (gene hemk2). Bases 164 to 802 code for a protein of 212 amino acids. The record is from RefSeq and is a predicted model, not a curated record. Gene Ontology annotation, biological process: methylation. The transcript is spliced from 7 exons. Lineage: Eukaryota; Metazoa; Chordata; Actinopteri; Osteoglossiformes; Osteoglossidae. Gene Ontology annotation, molecular function: protein methyltransferase activity; nucleic acid binding; S-adenosylmethionine-dependent methyltransferase activity. Gene Ontology annotation, cellular component: eRF1 methyltransferase complex.
GUUCUGCUUGAAAGUAGUCCGUGGAAGUAAGUUUCUGGUAACGUUUCGCUUUCUGAGACACUACCCGAAUGGUGUUUGAAGAAUGGAUUCCGUGGCCUUACUGACCCGUAGCAUCCUGCUGCACUUUUGUUUGCCGGAGUGCACCUGUUAGCCACUUGUGAAGAUGUUCCCUACCCCAGAGUACUUCCAUGCAGGGCGUGGUCCUUUUGUUAAUGUGUAUGAACCUGCUGAAGACUCAUUUCUGUUGAUGGACGCUCUGGAGCGAGAUGCUGACCGGCUACAGAAAAUGAGACCAUCCAUAUGUUUGGAGGUGGGCAGUGGCUCCGGUGUGGUGUCUGCCUUCCUGGCUUCGGUGACUGGACCUGAAGCUGUGUACCUUUGUACAGAUGUGAAUCCAGACGCAGCUCAGUGUACCGCAGAAACUUCCCGCUGUAAUGACAUCAGCCUGCAGCCCAUCAUCACGGACCUGGUGGAGACUCUGCUGCCAAGGCUGUGUGGGAAUGUGGAUGUUCUGCUUUUCAAUCCGCCAUAUGUUGUCACCCCGUCGGAAGAGGUUGGAAGUUCUGGCAUUGAAGCGGCCUGGGCUGGUGGAAUACGGGGUCGAGAAGUCAUGGACAGGUUUAUCCCCCUGGUUCCACAGCUUCUAUCCAGUCAGGGGCUUUUCUACCUGGUCACUGUGACAGAGAAUGAUCCGGAGGGAAUCAUUGUGCUGCUGGGGCAAAUGGGACUGUGGGGUGAGGUGUGCCUGUCGCGACAGGCUGGUGCAGAGAGCUUAUCUAUACUCCGCUUCUGCAGAAGGUGAGCAGAGCUGGGUCAGAAACUACUGGAGCUCUGAAC